Molecule: messenger RNA, 2762 nt
Organism: Aphanomyces astaci
Lineage: Eukaryota; Oomycota; Saprolegniomycetes; Saprolegniales; Verrucalvaceae
Exons: 10
Coding region: 43-2514 (823 amino acids)
Biological process (GO): proteolysis
Molecular function (GO): metallocarboxypeptidase activity; zinc ion binding
Source: RefSeq, a predicted model, not a curated record
CUGAAAGGGUACCCGGUUUUCGUUGUCGCGGUCUGGCGGACCAUGUCUACUACUACAGCGGUCCCUACCACGACCACCCCCUCGUUGAAGCACAAGACCCGCAAACUGAAAAACAUGCUCCUACUGAGCCAAUUGUCCCCGCUGCCCAUCUACGAAGUCGGCCACGACGUCGACACGAGCGAACAGGCAACAGGGCAGUUCGGUUGCGUGUUUCCGCACAUCGACCACCGGAUGUUGGACGAACCAGGGACGGCGCGUGGAUGUCCAGUGGGGAGUGCGGACCAGUCGCGGCGGCUAGCCAACGUCUUCACCGAGCUCGAAGCGAGGUUCUGGAAAAAGGUAAAUGCUAUGGCAGACCGAGUGCUAGUGUACCAGCGCCCCAACACCACGAGUACAUCCAAAGAGUUCAUUCCGACGCACAAUGAUCCGUCCAACUUGUUGUUCAACUCGUGGUUCGAAAGCGGUAACCUUGAAUGUGCCUACCGCGUGCACAACCGCAAUUACGCCACAUAUUUGCCUCAGUGCACAAAGCAUUUGAACCAAAGCAAGCUCGCGGCACCCAAAGCCUGUCGCGGGGGGCUCGCGCCCCCCACCGAGGUGCUGCUGCCUGCGGUUGUCGACCAAGAGUACGAUUUGUAUUGCGACUGCGACACCUACACCUUUGGACAUGUGCAAUGGUACUACUUUCAAGUUAAGCUUCGCGAUCUCAUCCCCCCCGGGAAAACCAGCCUCAUCGUGCGCUUCAACAUCCGCAACAUGAUGAAGCGGGACAGCUUGUACAACUCUGGGAUGCUCCCAACCGUCUAUUCCGAGGCCAAGGCAGCUCAAGGCCUCGCAGGAUGGACACAUGCCGGAGUUGAAGCCUACUACUACCAGAAUUCCGACGAAUUCGACCACCCCCGCCGUCGAUGGCGAACGAAACGCUACCACUAUACCCUGUCGUUUGUGUAUCAGUUUGACACCGGCGUCGACACGGUGUACUUUGCGCACUGCUUUCCCUACACAUACACAAACUUGCAGUCGUAUCUAAAGUCGCUGUUGGCGUGUCCCCUUCGAAGCCCCAACGUACGUCGUCGCACCCUGUGCCCCACCGUAUGUGGCAACGCCUGCGAUGUGCUCACGAUCACAGAAUACACCAACGAGCCUCGAGUGCUGAUGCUACGGACGGGGGUUGUCUUGACCGCGAGGGUCCACCCUGGGGAAACCAACGGCAGCUUUGUCAUGCAGGGCAUCAUCGAUUUCUUGACAGGCUCGUCGAAAGAAGCGCUGCGGUUGCGGCAGUGUUUUGUGUUCAAGAUCAUUCCCAUGUUGAACCCCGAUGGCGUCAUCCACGGCAACUACCGGUGCUCUGUCGCAGGCGUAGACCUCAAUCGGCGGUGGUCCAAGCCCUGCCAAGACUCACACCCGACGAUUUUCGCGGCUAAACACAUGAUCAUGUCUAUGCGGAAUGCAAGGCGGGUCGUACUCUUCUGCGACAUCCACGGCCACAGCCGCAAGAAAAACAUGUUUGUGUAUGGGUGCAAGCCGUACUUCACGUGGUCGAAACUCGAAGCCGCGAAAAUGCGAUUGUUUCCGUACCUGCUGUCCAAAGCGUCUAGCGCAGAAGAAGGCGGGUUUUUCAGUUUUCCAGACUGCACGUUCAAUGUGGCGCGUUCCAAACGGUCCACAGGUCGAGUGACUGUGUGGAACGACAUUCGAAUCCUCAACAGCUUCACGUUGGAAACGUCUUUUUGCGGAUCCGGCGAAAACCAAGUCAAGUACCACCCUCCGACAUCGCCUUCGUCUCGAGGAGGAGGAUCAUCACAUACCGAGGCUGCGACCAUGUCGACCACCCAUUACCGCGUACGGGAUCUGGUCCAGUCUGGCGAGAAAUUCUGCUGCGCCUUGGCCAACUACGGUCGCUUGUUGGCCAUCGAACCUGUCGACGAGGCGUCCGUGCCCCCGCUGCCUGUCGACCCGGAUGCCGCCGCUGGAGGUCCGAUGGAUGUUAUGGCAGACGACGACGGCGACGAUACAUGUCAUUCUACGCCCCUCCAUCCCCUCAAUCGACACCGCCAAAACAAAGACGACAACGAUGACAACACCUUUGAGCUGUCCGCCGACGCCAUCCUCCUUCUCGAUGAAAUCUCCACGGUCGUUCCGCUCAGCGCCGAAACCGACUGCAAUUCGUCCGAAGGGUCGGCUGGGUCGGACUCGAACCCGUCCGAAGACAACAAAGACGACGACGAGAUCCAAGCCGACACGCGGUGGCAGGCCCUUCUGAGACACCGUGCGCGGUCCCGCAUCGUUCGGCGGAGUCCCCGCCUUAUCGUCGACAAAGAUAUGUCCCCAACAAGUCAAAGCCCCCUCGUUCGACGCCCGUACGCUAAAUGUCAGCCAAGAAUGUCCUCAAGGCCCUGCCGAGGUCGCCCCCACGACCGACCACCGUCCCAGUGGCGAACCCGACGCCGUCGGAUGAGACAGACCUCACGCCCAUCCGCCCCACGCCGGCAGCGACUGGACUACAAGUGGUAACCAAGGACCCAUUGGCCGCACCCCACCCUCGACGACUUAGCCUGUGGACUGGUGUUCAAGGGCGUUCCAAGGACGCAAAUGCUGCCAUCGCAGGGCUGCAUCGUCAGCUCAUCAAGCGACGUAUCAGCCUCACGUCUCCUCCGAAAUCAACGACUUCAGCAUCACACCGUUAAAGCUACUUGCUCGUUAAUGUAGUAUACUAUAAAUAGUAGGGACACCAAACGUCCUCGUAUUCCAAGCCAAGCCUC